This is a messenger RNA of Paramecium sonneborni, 483 nucleotides long. NCBI's taxonomy places the organism in Eukaryota, Ciliophora, Oligohymenophorea, Peniculida, Parameciidae. The record is from the annotation of a GenBank genome assembly.
AUGUUAAUGUACAUAGAUGAUCACAGAAUAAGAUUGUGGAAAAAGAGUAGGUUUUACUUGAAAUACUACAACGAAAGCAUGUGCAGUGACUUAGACACUAAUAACACCCUCAGACACAACAACAACCUUUACUGCCUUAUUGUGAUUAAUUCAAUACAGCUAAAGAAUGUCCAAAGAAAUCUUCAUAUGUAUGGGAUGGCAAGACUUCUACUCAUUUAAUUUGUUGCACAACAUUUGUUAAUGACACUGAUGAGAAAUGUUAAGCAUUUUCAAAUAUUAAUUGUAGUUUCAUACAAUAUUGAAGUGUAAUGCAAAUUUAAUACAAAAGGAGAAGUUUGUAUUUGGAAUACAAAUACUGAUCCUGUUACUUGUGCUGAUAAAUCAUGUGCUACUGCACCAAAUACAUCAUUUAGUGAUCAUCAUACAUAUAGUGUAUAUUUGACUCGAUGCAGAUGCAAAGUUAAUGUUUUUGAUGUCAAUUGA